Molecule: messenger RNA, 2840 nt
Organism: Scleropages formosus (Asian bonytongue)
Lineage: Eukaryota; Metazoa; Chordata; Actinopteri; Osteoglossiformes; Osteoglossidae
Gene: cadm3
Product: cell adhesion molecule 3
Exons: 11
Coding region: 314-1576 (420 amino acids)
Biological process (GO): homophilic cell-cell adhesion
Cellular component (GO): presynaptic membrane
Source: RefSeq, a predicted model, not a curated record
CUGUCGCCUAAUGCUCCGCGCAUCGGGAUCGUUAUUGCUGUCGGCGUCAUGCCUGUUUGCCGCGGAGGGAGACCCCUGUUAGGGGCUUUUUUAAGCGCGAGCCGCUCGUGCUGUGGAAUGUACCGUUAUUCCGCGUGAAACGUCCCGCCGCCGCCGCCGCCGCGCGCGCACCGCACGUUCCGCUCUGACGGAACGUUAGUCGUUAUCUCUCUGACGGGGCGCGUGCGUCUGGGAAGCAGGUGUCGUCUGCGCCACCCUAGCCACCCCUGCGUGCGCCAUCCGCGCUCCCGAGGACGCCCGAAGAGACGCACGGAUGAAGGUGAUGGCAUCGCCCGCAUCCCCGCUUCUCUGGACUCUGUGGUCCUUCAGCAUCUUCGCUGCAUCUCUUCAGAGUGAUUAUUUCAGCACACAGUUCCCAAGUGCAGGCAGUGUAGAAGAGGACCCUUUCCAGCCGGUGGCCUCGAACGAGAUGGUGCCGGUGGGCGGCACGGUGACUCUGACCUGCAGGGUGAAGGAGAGCGACAACUCGACGCUCCAGUGGACCAACACGGCACAGCAGACGCUCUACUUCGGGGAGAAAAGAGCACUGAGAGACAACCGUAUUCAGCUGCACCGGUCAACGCCCACCGAGUUGUCCAUCACCAUUUCUGACGUGCAGCUUUCCGAUGAAGGGGAAUACACCUGUGCCAUCUUCACCAUGCCUGUCCGGACAGCCCGCGCUACUGUCACCGUCUUGGGGGUCCCAGGGAACCCCCAGAUUUCGGGGUACGAGGACCCGGUGCGGGAGGGGGAAACGGUUACGCUCACGUGCACCACCACCAGGAGCAAACCGCCUGCCAAUAUUCACUGGUUCCGGGGCAGCGAGAAGCUGGAAGACAUGCCGGACCUGGUGGAGGAGGACCCGGAGGACCGCACGUUCCAGGUGAGCAGCAAGCUGGAGCUGCAGGUGACGCAGGCCGACAACGACGCUCCCGUGGCCUGUGUCGUGGAGCACCCCUCGCUCGCCCCAGGGAACAAGAGGACCGAGCAGCGCCUCAGCGUGCAGUACCCUCCCGUUGUGCACAUCCGGCCCGAGAGCGAUCUGCCCCGGGAAGGAGAGAAGUUCCACUUGCAGUGUGUGGGCGUCGGAAACCCUGAGCCCACCUCCUAUGAGUGGGAGAAGAAGGACGGAGAGCUCCCCCCGCUGACCAAGGUGGACGGCAGCUUCCUGCGCUUCGAGCUCCUCAACAAGUCUGACAACGGGGUGUAUCUGUGCCAGGCCAACAACGGCAUCGGCCAGGGCCAGGGCGAGUACACCCUGCUGGUGCAAGACACGGCAGACAGCGCUGCAGACCCCACAGCAAUGUCGACCUCCUCGGGCGUGGACCACGCCGUUAUCGGCGGAGUGGUUGCGGUCAUCGUCUUCAUCCUCCUCUGCCUUCUCAUAGUCCUGGGCAGGUACCUCAUCAGACACAAAGGGACGUACCUGACCCACGAGGCCAAGGGUUCGGACGACGCGCCAGACGCCGACACGGCCAUCAUCAAUGCCGAAGGAGGCCACUCCGGAGCCGACGACAAGAAGGAGUACUUCAUCUAGAGGAGGAGGAGGGGGGCCGGGUGGGGGGUGGGGGGACGAGUCGGAACACCUCCAUUUCUCUUCACAGCUCCAGUUCUUCACGACAUCGCAGGAAGUGCAACGGGGGGCGGGGGAGGGGGGGGGCAACGAAAUCGAAAAAGGUUGAACUGAAGGCAAGAAGUUUUAAAAGGCUAACGUGACCUGGACAAACGCAUCAAACGGGAGUGCGGAGCUGCGCACACACACACACACACACACACACACACAAAAGUAACAGGGGUUUGGUGGUGUGAGGAUGUUGUCAGCGGUGGAUACUGUGACGCCACACAAGCCAGAGGGGUCCAGCAGCACACAGUACAUCAGUAACAACAUGUGCAUUUACGGAAUGGAUUCCAGUAUAAAUAUAUAAAUAUAUAUAUAUAAAUAUUUAGCAUCGUUUUUACUCCACAGAAAGGUUUUGGUGUGCUGUAAAUACACUUCUCUCCUUCCUUCUCUCCCUCCCUCUCUCUCUCUGUAUGUAACACUGUGUCUGGUACUACAGUAUAUAUUCUAAGGCCUGCCUGUUUUUAUUACAUGCGUGCAAAUGCUCAGUUAAAAAUAAUCAAUAUCUGGGAAAAAAAAAAAAAAAGAAAAAGAGAAAUGUUCUAAGCGAAACUAAUUACUGCAAAGAUUUGUAUCGAUUCCGUUUCCUCGGGUUCUUCUGUUUUUGUGUUGCUGUCGGUGUCACAGUUUACAGUGUGGGUCUUUUGGUCUCUCUGGAAAGACAUUGGUUCUAAAGUUAAAACUGUACUUAACACCUUUAAUUUAAUUUUAUUAUUGAUGGUCAUUAUUAAUUGUACUAAUAGUGAUUACUGUUUAUUAUUUAAUAUUGUUACUGACCAACUUUUAUACUGGGCUUUGCGAGGGAAGUAUUAGAAAGUCCCGCAAAUCUUCUCAGACCUGCGUGGUGCUGCACCCGUGACCCCCCCACGUUCUGUCACGGGUGUCCCAGUGGGGGGGUGCAGCGGCCGUUGCUUCGGUCUGGUACUUUUCACCGCUCCGUUACCAUUAUCAUUCGAUUUGCUUCCUCUGACUGUUCCACAGCAUCUCCUGCUUCCAGAAUGUACCGGCUGCCCUUCGGUUGUCCUCUUGAUUCUCCGUGUCGUGACCCAGGGUCGAACCCGCGUGUCUCUCCCACCCCACGUGUAACUGGGCACUUGACUCUCCUCACUCUGCUCUCCCGGGGCAGCUGAUAGUGUAGUGUUUAGCGCUGCUGUCUUUGAACCCAGAGGUUGCAGGUUUGAUU